AUCACGACCCGCAUUCACAGCCGGCUCCAGGGUGUGCUGGCCUGCUGGUUCGUGGCUCCUGGACGAGGCUCGGUCGCUGCUUGCAUUCUCUAAGACUUACUAGAUUCCUAUGAAAUUUCUAUGCACUCUAAAAGUCAAAAUUUGCAUGAACAUUAACACACCUACGUAUGGCAAUGUUUUGUCCUGGACGAUUGCUUACUCAGGCAGAGGAUUGCAUUGUGGGAUCAUGGAUGGCAAAGGUGUGUCUGCUAUCCUCAUAACCACAGAAAUCAGGAAAGGGUUGGUGUGUUGGCUAACAUGUCUUCAGCCACCGGUGGAGAUAGAGGAUUGGAGUCCUCUUUGGAAGCUAGUAUGAACAGUACCUGCUCUUAUGGAUCCACGCGGGCCAGGAUCUUUAAGAUCAUUGUGAUUGGUGAUUCCAAUGUGGGAAAGACUUGCUUAACUUAUCGUUUCUGUACCAGCUACUUCCCUGAAAGGACUGAGGCCACAAUAGGUGUAGACUUUCGAGAGAGGGGCGUAGAGAUUGAUGGAGAGAAGAUUAAGAUUCAGCUAUGGGACACGGCAGGACAGGAGCGUUUCCGUAAGAGUAUGGUGCAACACUAUUACAGAAAUGUGCAUGCUGUGGUUUUUGUGUAUGAUAUCACAAACAUGGCCAGUUUCCAGAGCCUACCAGCCUGGAUCGAGGAGUGUAAGCAACAUUUGCUCACAAACGACGUGCCCCGCAUUCUGGUUGGAAAUAAAUGUGACCUAAAGGACUCCAUUCAAGUGCCCACUGAUUUGGCUCAGAAGUUUGCCGAUGCUCACAGCAUGCCAAUGUUUGAGACCUCUGCCAAGAAUACCAAUGACCAUGUGGAAGCCAUUUUUAUGACUCUGGCACACAAGCUCAAAAGUCACAAGCCAUUAGUUUUGAGUCAGCCUCCAGAGAGCACAGUGGAGCUGAAUUCUGUGCCAAAGACCUCUUUUCCCUGUGGAUGCUAGAUGUCCGUUUUGUUGGACUAGAAUGCAGCGGGCAUUUUACAAGUGGAAUUCAUACAAAAUUCGGUUACAUUGGGCACCAGGAAAGAUGCAUGGUUUCAUGGAGGCCUAAGGCAUGUGCUGUUCAGGGUGUUUUUUUUUGUUUUU
Molecule: messenger RNA, 1122 nt
Organism: Rana temporaria (common frog)
Lineage: Eukaryota; Metazoa; Chordata; Amphibia; Anura; Ranidae
Gene: RAB33B
Product: RAB33B, member RAS oncogene family
Exons: 4
Coding region: 298-978 (226 amino acids)
Biological process (GO): Rab protein signal transduction
Cellular component (GO): endosome; Golgi apparatus
Molecular function (GO): GTPase activity; GTP binding
Source: RefSeq, a predicted model, not a curated record